Messenger RNA from Doryrhamphus excisus (bluestripe pipefish), 1303 nucleotides. NCBI's taxonomy places the organism in Eukaryota, Metazoa, Chordata, Actinopteri, Syngnathiformes, Syngnathidae. The record is from RefSeq and is a predicted model, not a curated record.
AGGUGGACGCACACGUGGGGUUAGCUUCUGAGGGACUGUAGUUGAUGCUGUGUGCAUCGCGUGAAUUGUACAACAUGGCAGCAGUUCAAGAGCAAGAGAUUCAGUUGGCACAAAAGUUAGCGGCUAACGAAAAGCCCAUCCGAACCAAAGCUUUAAGGAAGCUGAGGAAGUAUAUCAAUCUGAGAUCACAGAAGUCCACAGAUGGUUUUACUAGUGAAGAACUGCUCAAGCUAUGGAAGGGUCUGUUCUACUGUUUGUGGAUGCAGGACAAACCCCUUUUACAGGAGGAACUCUCAAACUCUAUCUCCACUCUCAUCCACAGUUUUCAUGAUGUAAAUGGACAGUUCUUAUAUCUGGAGAGCUCUCUGAAGACCUUCAAAAGAGAGUGGACUGGCAUCGACAGGCUGCGAAUGGACAAGGUUUUCCAGCUCGUCCGCUUCAUGUUCAGGCAAACCUUUGAGAUGCUGAAGAGAAAAAACUGGGAAUGCAGUGUGGUUGCAAGAUUUCUGGAACUGUUGAGAACAGAGCUCCUUCAGGUUGGCAGCAAUGCCCCUACUGGCCUGCAGCUCCAUGUCCUUGACCUGUAUUUGACUGAACUAGCAGUUGUGGGUUCAGCAGAGCUCACUGCUGAACAGAACCUGAUAUUCCUAGAGCCGUUCUGCAACGCAGCAGCCAAAACCAAAGACCGGACACUUUUCCAAGCCAUCUGCAGCAGCAUCUUCAGCACAAUCAUUGACCAGGCCCCCUUUGCCAUUGAAGAUCUGAUAAAGGAGAUGAAAGAGACAGACUUCUCCGAUUCUGGCCAGUCCUCCGAAGGGGACGACGAGGCAGUUGAGCGCAAAGAGCUGGUGAAGCAAAUGAAUGGUAUUAAAUCACACGCCCAUGAUAACGAUCAUGAGCUUCAGUCAGACGACUCCGACACAGAACUACAAUAUGAUGACGACGAUGACACAACACCUGUUUUACAGUUUGACUAUGCAGCUCUCGCUGACAAGCUGUUGCAGUUGUCAAGCUGUAGUAACACACCCAGCCAGAACAGACAGAUACUCUACAAAAUCAUCAAAGUGUUGCGAGAUCUCAGUGAAGGCAUCUUUCCUCAGGAUGACUAUCCAGAGGAAGUCUCCACGGAUGAGGAUGAUGACAACUUUGAUGACAAAAUAAUGAGGUUCACUCAAACAUGACUGCACAAGAUCAGAUUGUAGUAUUCUUAAUUAUAAGGUGUACCUAUCAGACUGAAAGUAAAUACAAACUACUAUACAAUUACAAACAUACAUGUGUGUGUUUUUGCACCCUUUAAAUGAAA